AUGAGAGAAAUAACAGGCCACAACAACAGCAAAAGAACAGAAUUAACAGGCCACAACAACAGCAAAAGAACAGAAUUAACAGGCCACAACAACAGCAAAAGAACAGAAUUAACAGGCCACAACAACAGCAAAAGAACAGAAUUAGUAAGCCCGACUUCCCUAGAUCGUAACAAGGCCAAGGGGAAGAUAGUUGUGUGCAUGAGAGGGGAAGGAGGAAGAAUAAGAAAGGGAUUAGAAGUUGAAAGUGCUGGUGGUGUUUGUUUCAUCCUAGGAAACAACGAACUACUUGGGAAUGAUCUAUCAAGUGACGCUCACUUCAUUCCUUCCACUCAAGUGUCCUAUCACAAUGUCUUGAAACUCAUUCACUACAUCAAUUCUUCUUCUAAUCCAAUGGCAUAUAUUCUACCCGGAACAACUGCCAUGAAUACCAAACAAACACCCUCAGUGGCCUCAUUCUCUAGCAGGGGUCCAAAUCUGGGACAUACAGGAAAUCCCUUUAAGUCUUUAACUGAUAAAACUGGUAAUCCUGCAAUCCCAUUUGCAAUUCGUGCUAGACACUUCAACCCUGUAAAGGCAGUAGAUCCUGCACUAGUUAAUUACACUAGUUAG
Messenger RNA from Arachis duranensis, 609 nucleotides. RefSeq names its product subtilisin-like protease SBT5.4. The record is from RefSeq and is a predicted model, not a curated record. Gene Ontology annotation, biological process: proteolysis. The transcript has 3 exons. Lineage: Eukaryota; Viridiplantae; Streptophyta; Magnoliopsida; Fabales; Fabaceae. Gene Ontology annotation, molecular function: serine-type endopeptidase activity. Bases 1 to 609 code for a protein of 202 amino acids.